Messenger RNA from Ochlerotatus camptorhynchus, 597 nucleotides. RefSeq lists its product as uncharacterized. The coding region runs from base 37 to 576 and encodes 179 amino acids. NCBI's taxonomy places the organism in Eukaryota, Metazoa, Arthropoda, Insecta, Diptera, Culicidae. The transcript has a single exon. The record is from RefSeq and is a predicted model, not a curated record.
GUUGUGUAACCAAAGCUUCAAUACCAAACUCUCAAGAUGAAGACUCUGCUGAUCGUUGGAUUGGGCCUGUGCCUGUUGGGCGUCACCGUUGCCGAGCCGCAAUUGCUGGGUGGUCUGACCGGCCUGCUAUCGGGUACCGUGUCCGGAUUGCUGAGCACUGUGCAGAGCACCCUCUCAACGCUAACAGGCCUAGUCAGCCAAAUCAACACCGCUCUUACCAGUGCCAUUAGCAGUGGAAAUGCUGCCCUAACCGCGGCCCUGGCUCAAGCCCAAGCCGCUGCCGCCACUGUCCAAUCGACUCUGAGCAGUGUUCUCAACUCAGGACUCACCUCCGGAGUGUCUUCGCAGCUUAGCACCUUGACCACCCAGGUGUCGGAUGCCAUCAACAACUUGAACUCCAUCGUCAGCCAGGUCGUGGCCGCCGGAAGCUCUGUCCCGUCGACGCUGAUCAACGAACUGAACACCGCUACGGCCAAUGUUGCCAGCCUCGCCUCGUCUGCUGCGUCUCAAGUCACAUCCCUGGCCGGCUCUGCUCCAGGACUGCUAGGUGGUCUGCUGGGUGGUCUGCUUGGUUAAACUGCUCGAUAUAUUGAAGUC